ACUAUUCUUCAUCCAAAAUGCCCAAGCCCGCCAACAUGAGUAAAUGGAAACUAACAAUCAGCUUCAACCGCUACGCCGCUAUUGCUGGCCGUAUUCUCCGUCAGGCCCUCAAGGAGGACAAGCGUGCCGCUGCUGUCCGUCAGGAUACUCUGGAGGUCCGUUUCGCCAAGUGGGAUAAUGGCAAGCAGUCCGAGCCCGAGCCUCUCAAGGUCUCUGCCAACAAAUAA
Molecule: messenger RNA, 227 nt
Organism: Wickerhamiella sorbophila
Lineage: Eukaryota; Fungi; Ascomycota; Dipodascomycetes; Dipodascales; Trichomonascaceae
Exons: 2
Coding region: 18-227 (69 amino acids)
Biological process (GO): proton motive force-driven ATP synthesis
Molecular function (GO): proton-transporting ATP synthase activity, rotational mechanism
Source: RefSeq, a predicted model, not a curated record